Molecule: messenger RNA, 1218 nt
Organism: Talpa occidentalis (Iberian mole)
Lineage: Eukaryota; Metazoa; Chordata; Mammalia; Eulipotyphla; Talpidae
Gene: SLC7A13
Product: solute carrier family 7 member 13
Biological process (GO): amino acid transmembrane transport
Cellular component (GO): membrane
Molecular function (GO): L-amino acid transmembrane transporter activity
Source: RefSeq, a predicted model, not a curated record
AUGGAUAAAGGGAAGAAGAUACAGAUUAGGAGAGUGUUUGGAUAUUGCUGGGGCACAAGUUUUUUAGUCAUUAAUAUCAUGGGCAUGGGAAUUUUUGUGGCUCCCAAAGGAGUAUUGUAGUAUUCUAGCAUGAAUGUGGGGUUCUCUCUAUGCAUUUGGGCUGCCUGUGCAUUAUUGUUCCUCAUGACCACUCUCUGCACAGCUGAGAUAGGUAUAACAUUUCCAUGUAGUAGAACUCACUACUGUUGUCUCAAGAGAUGCUUUGGCAACUUGAUGUCUUUCCUCCAUCUCGGGACAACCUUGUUUCUGGGGCCAGGGAUAGCUGCCAGUCAAGCCCUGCUCCUCACAGAGUACAGCAACCAGCCCUUUUAUCCCAGCUGCUCUGCUCCAGAAAUGCCAAAAUGUCUGGCACUGGCCAUAUUGUGGUUUGUGGGAAUUCUGAACGCUUAUGGUGUAAAAGAGGUGAGUUGGCUUCAGAUGGGCAGCACUGAGCUGAAAUUGGCCAUACUUGGCUUUAUUUCUCUAAGUGGAGUGGUGUUGCUGGUAAAGGGGAGGACGGAGAACCUAGAAAGACUGCAGAAUGCUUUUGAUGCUGAGUUUCUAAUCUCUCAGAUUAUGGAAGAUGAUUUCCAAGGAUAUUUUGCAUAUUCAGGUGUAGGAUGUUUUACAUUUAUAGCAGGGGAGAUGAAAGACCCCAGAAAGAUAAUUUCAAAAUGCAUAUUUACUACAUUACCUCUGGUGACUAUCAUUUUUUUACUGGUUAACAUUUCCUACCUGACUGUUCUGACACCCAAGGAAAUUAUCUCUCCAGCUGCUGUGGCUACCACAUGGUUUGCUGCAGUUACCCCUUCAUUGACAUGGUUUAUUCCUUUUGUAAUUUCUGCCUCAUUAUUUAGCAACCUUCCUAUUAUUGUAUUUGAAUUAUCAAGUGACUUUAUGGCAGGGCAAGAAGGCCAGCUAUCUUUGUUAUUUAAUAUGCUUAAUAUUCGCUCUUCUCCAUUUAUGUCUGUGCUACUACUAGAAAAGCAAUGGAUGAUAAUUUAUCAGGUAAUGAUAAACUUGAUAAAUUAUCUUUAUUUUGUAAAUUCUAUUUGGUCUGUAUUAUCAAUGAUAGGGAUACUGAAACUCAGAUACUAGGAGCCUAAUCUACCUAGACCCUGUAAGAUAUUUGGUAAAAACCGUGUUCAGGAUUUGGAUUCUUCUUUGUUCCAGAUUUAA